AUGUCUGCAUCUGCUGCCGCUGUUCAAGUCUGUGAGCAGGCCACGUCGGACGCGCCUAGCAAAUGUUUAGCAGUUACGAAGCAUGAUCGAACACUGCCAACCACGCUUCGGGUGCAGCUUUGCCAGCGAGCCAGCUCCGAUUCACCGCAGCAAUGUUUUCGUUCGCUUCGUAAAUUUAUUAAUGCGCGGCGUAUGGAUAACUACGAUGCAGUGAUGACAUGCCAACAAGCCGAAUCGAUAGGACCCGCAGAAUGUGUGGCGGAACUGUUUCACGCGAUUGCCUCAGUAACGAGAAAGGUGGUCGCUCAGCUCUGCCAUGCAGCAAAAGACGUGGAGCCUGCUCGUUGUUUCGCCGCGUCUCCUACUUUCUACGACGAUGAACUGAAAGUGCUUCUUUGCAACCAGGCUGAAAGUGCAGCGCCAGCAUUAUGUGCGAAAUCUGUGGUUACUCGAUUUGCACAUCAGCCAUCUGCAAAAGUAUCAUUGUGUCGAGGUGCUACCACCGCCGCACCUGCAGCAUGUGCAAUGGAGGCUCCUUUUGGUAUGGAUGAAGAGAGCGUAGUUGAGCUAUGUCGUUCAGCAAAGAAUACGGCGCCUGCACAAUGUGCCCAAGAAGUCCUGACGUCUUUGAACGUGCCCUGGCAUCGAGUGGCUCAAGUUUGUGCAGGUGCCGCAUCAACAACCCCAGGACGUUGCUUGGCGCACUAUGUUCGGCAUUCUCGUUUGCAUUUUCGUGCUCUUGCUGACCAUCAAGUUGUAGUGGACUGUCGACAUGCUGUGGCACAGCCAUCAGCAUUAAGGAUUACUAAAGCUUCGUACGCUUGUCCUGAACUUCGACCAAAGUGCCCCUUGCAGAUUGUGGUGACCGUGCUGGAUCAAUACGGUGACCCCAUUGUCGACAACCGCUACGAUGACCAUGAUGCUGGUGUUGUUUAUAUGAACGCUGCAUUUACCGGGAGCUAUGACAAACAGCACGAGUACAUGCACAGCGGGUUGCCAGCACUACAAGGAUCGACUUAUGCCAAGAUCGUCAACGGAUCAGCGGUCUUCUCGAACCUGAUCUUCACUGAAGCCGGGGUAUUCACUUUUACGUUUCGUGCUGGAGAAGGUGUUUCGGACGAAGUUGCUCGGGUGGUCGUGCAUCCUGAUCUCACUGCCGAAGCAUUACAGAAUCGUUGUGAGAAGCUCUUUACACAUUUUCAGUGUAGCGCUGAGUCCGCUCCAACUCCGAAGCGUGACUACCAGCGCAAUGACAUUCAAAUGUUGCUGUUGCCAUGUGGGCUUCAGCUCAGUGCAGUCACAUGCGGUGAAUACUGGAUGGAGAAUAUCGGCGGCCUCGCCUUCAGAGGCUUCUCCGCUACCAAAUACGUGGUCUACGUCCUCCCACGCCCAUUCUACGACCUUUUCACGCACAAGCAUGGACAUCCCACGACCAGACGCCCGGUUAUCCGACGAGCCUAUCAUCAGCGAUCUUUGGAGUGGCAUCCAGACAAGUGGCACGCACUGGCGGCUUCGUUGCCUCCGAUAUGGCAACAGGAGCUUGGUGGAGUCUACGUCUUGAUCACGCAGGCGUACGACCAGCUCACUUCCAGCAAAAAAUUGGAAGGUACCAUGCAAGAGGCGCUGCUAGCGAUCCUUCGCGGCGUCCGCAAUGGCUCGUUCUACGGCACCAAGGUGCGCGCUCCGCACGCGUUAGUGAUGAUCUUCCUUUUCCAGAAAGGCUCCAUUCGCCAGAAGCUCCGUGGCGUCGUGCGUCUCACUUUCGAACACAGCAAGAACCUGGCUCUGUUCGUAGGUGUUUACAAGUCGGUGUUGGUGGUGUUGCGUGCGCAUCAAGAGCACGCGCUCGAGCGCCACGUUGGUACGGGUGUGGGCAAACCUGGGGCGCACUGGCACGCGGCCGUGGCCGGCGGUAUCGGCGGCUACUUAGUAUGGGGCCGCUACUCGAGUGUGAACUUUCAGAUCGUCAUGUACUUGAUGUCGCGAGUGCUCAUCAGCCUGGUGCGCAUGUUGGCGGCGAAGGGCUACCAGCCGUUCGCUCAGCACCGCUUCAAGCACGUAUAUCCUCUGCUGGCCACCGUGGUUUGGGCGAGCGUCAUGUGGCUCUACGAGAACGAACCGCACUCGCUACACCCAUCACUACUAAAGAGCAUGCAAUUUCUGUAUGACGAGUCAUGCCGCUGGAAGGACGGCCUCGUGGAGUUUCUUCCGUCGCCAGUCACGACCGCCGUCUUCUUGCUGACAUGGCUGCGCUUUUGAAAAAUCGACGGCUACUGAUCACAGUUUCGUCCCAGCUGCGAAGCGCUUUCCUACAGCAGCGACGAGUCUUCACGCACCCGUCGCACUGCUUGUUCCGGCGGAACUUCCGCCCUCUCUCGCCUCUCUUCGUCAGCUUUAACGCGACCCUAACUUCAAGCAAAUUAUAGUUGAUAUUUUGUUGGUGGAGCCUUGCACGAUAAAAAAGGGCAACCAACGUGUAUUAAUUUCGCAAAAGCAAGCAUCUUGAAGAUGUCUUUCAGUGUGAA
Phytophthora infestans T30-4 is the source of this 2525-nucleotide messenger RNA. RefSeq lists its product as uncharacterized. The record is from RefSeq and is a predicted model, not a curated record. The transcript has 5 exons. NCBI's taxonomy places the organism in Eukaryota, Oomycota, Peronosporomycetes, Peronosporales, Peronosporaceae. Bases 1 to 2259 code for a protein of 752 amino acids. Gene Ontology annotation, cellular component: peroxisomal membrane.